AGCUAUAUCGAUAUAUAUGUGUGUGUGUGUGUGUGAGUGAGUGAGUUGAGCGGAGCUGCUGAUCAUCAGUCCUCCUUUUCCAACAUGUCGGUGUACGGGCCAGUGGUGAAGAUUCACCCCGUCGUUCUCGCCUCUAUCUGCGACUCUUACGAGCGGAGAAAUGAGGGAGCGAGUCGUGUGAUCGGGACUCUGUUGGGUACUACUGAUAAGCACUCCAUCGAGGUGACCAACUGCUUCUCUGUCCCCCACAAUGAGUCUGAAGAUGAGGUUGCAGUGGACAUGGAGUUUGCUAAGAACAUGUACGAGCUCCACAAGAGGGUGUCACCCACUGAGGUCAUCAUCGGAUGGUAUGCCACAGGCUUUGACAUCACAGAACACUCGGUGCUCAUCCACGAGUACUACAGCCGUGAGGCCACCAACCCCAUUCACCUGACGAUGGAUACAGCGCUGCAGAGUGGCAAGAUGAGCAUCCGCGCCUACGUCAGUGCGCAGAUGGGUGUGCCAGGAAAGACAGUUGGUGUGAUGUUCACCCCACUCACUGUCAAGUAUGUCUACUAUGACACUGAGAGGAUAGGCGUUGACCUUCUGCAGAGGACACGUUUACUCCCAAGUCGCACCAAGGGGCUUACCUCCGAUCUGUCCCAGGUGGCUGGCUCUGCAGCCAGGGUACAAGACAUGCUGACCACCAUGCUUGCAUACAUUGAUGAUGUGCUGUCUGGCAAAGUGGCGGCAGAUAACAGCGUGGGCCGUUUCCUGAUGGACCUGGUCAACAAGGUGCCCACCAUCUCAGCUGAGGACUUUGAGAACAUGCUCAAUUCCAACAUCAAUGACCUGUUGAUGGUGACCUACCUGUCUAACCUCACCCAAGCACAGAUUGCUCUAAAUGAGAAGCUGGUCCUGCUCUGAAGAGGAUUUCAUUGAAGUGAUUCAUAUUUAAUUUUUGUACAUUUUUUUUUUUUUUUUUGACUGAGAUGAAUAAAGAUGUUAUACAGUCAUACAGUUGUCAUGGGU
This is a messenger RNA of Sebastes umbrosus (honeycomb rockfish), 1011 nucleotides long. It is a transcript of the gene eif3f, whose product is annotated as eukaryotic translation initiation factor 3, subunit F. Bases 85 to 906 code for a protein of 273 amino acids. The transcript is spliced from 8 exons. Gene Ontology annotation, cellular component: eukaryotic translation initiation factor 3 complex, eIF3m. NCBI's taxonomy places the organism in Eukaryota, Metazoa, Chordata, Actinopteri, Perciformes, Sebastidae. Gene Ontology annotation, biological process: translational initiation. Gene Ontology annotation, molecular function: translation initiation factor binding; translation initiation factor activity; metallopeptidase activity. The record is from RefSeq and is a predicted model, not a curated record.